AGCAAGCAAAGCAAGCAAGCCAACCCCUGUGAGAAAGCUUGUUUGCUUUAGUUUAGUUUGCACCGGCCGUGACAGCCGGCGGGAGAGGCGCGCACCGCGGCCGCUGUCACCACCACGGUUAAAACGCUGCAGCGGCCAAAGUCACGUACAGUAAAUGGAUGUUCAAGCAAGACGGAGGUCCUUUCAGAAGCGCUCUGUCUGGAAUCCAGCAGACCUUUACUUUCUUUGCAGUUUGAAGACAUCGACACCUUUCAGAGCUCCAGUUCUCACGGCAUCUAAAGCUGAUUUGUAAUUGGCUUUGUAAAAGCACAUGGAACCAAAAUUGGGACAUUUUUUAUGUCUUUCCAACUGCAUUUCCUACCCGGGACAGCAUGGACGCUCUCUUUGAAUCAGGUUGACUCUGUCUUACCUCAUCCCCUCCUUCCUGUCUCUGCAGUAGGAGGGUGGGGGAUCGGCGUCACAUCCCCUGCCCUUCCUUAUAGGCCAGGCCAGUCUUCCUAGGUGUCAUAGACAGCUAGUCUUUUGCAUUAUCUUGCACGAGUCCCGACCAACUCCACCCUUCCAACCCUCUUCAUGAAAUCCUGCCAAAGCUUCAAGGAGGACGUUUCCGUGCCCGGUCUUGGCGGGAUGUCUCAGGACGAGGGACACAGGGCGCCGGUGUCCCAGUCCUACUAUCACUCUCCUAACCCAGACCUAGACUUGAUGGGAAAGGUCUUUAAGAGGGAGGUUGGCGGAAAGCCUUAUUCUGUGCUAGUGGACAAUAAAAUGGCGGCCAAGGCAUCCGUCGGAGACCCGGGCAUCGGUCAGCUGGCCUCUUCGCACGUGACGCCUCAGCAGCAUCAGCAGUACUUCAGAGAGGGAGGACCUGGGCAGGACGCGGGAACACAAGGUUCCCAAUCAGGCAACGACGGAUCGUCUGAAGACACUGAAGAUGAGGACGAGGAAGAGGAGGGUGAGGACUGUGAGGAGGGGUACAAGCGCGAGCAGAUCAUUGUGGAAGUUAACCUGAACAACCAGACACUUCAUGUAUCUAAGGGGGACAAUAAAACUGGAGCCGCAGCAGAUGACUCUGAGAGAGCUGGAAGUGAUGAGGAGGAUGAGGAGGAGGAGGAAGAGGACGAAGAAGAGGAAGAGGAGGAGGAUGAAGAGGAAGAGGAAGAAGAGGAUGAUGACGACACCCAUGACGAAGAAGACGAGGAGGAAGAAGAGAUUGAAAGUCAAAGGUUGCGGUCCAAAAGAACCCGUCGAGGUGCCAGCGGUGCUUCAGCCGCCAGCCAGCCGCAGAGGAAAAGCCUCCGGACGGCUCUGAGCGCCGCCCCGGCCGGGAUGACCACCAGGGGACGGAGGAAGCGCAUCGAGACGCCAAAGAGCAAGCGCAGGUCAGGCAGGUCGGCUCCCUCCUCCGCAGGCACCACAACAGCAGGAGGGAAGGCAGAGAUAGAGGAGAAGGAGAUCCUGGCGUGUGAAAAGUGUCCAAGAGUGUUCAACACACGCUGGUACCUGGAGAAGCACAUGAACGUCACACACAGACGGAUGCAGAUCUGUGACAAGUGUGGCAAGAAGUUCGUCUUGGAGAGCGAGCUGGCGCUGCAUCAGCAGACCGACUGUGAGAAGAACAUCCAGUGUGUCUCUUGCAACAAGUCCUUUAAGAAGCUGUGGUCACUGCAUGAGCACAUUAAGAUUGUGCACGGCUAUGCAGAGAAGAAGUUCUCAUGUGAAAUCUGUGAGAAGAAGUUCUAUACAAUGGCUCAUGUCCGUAAGCACAUGGUCGCUCACACUAAAGACAUGCCGUUCACCUGUGAGACAUGUGGGAAGUCGUUUAAACGCAGCAUGUCAUUAAAAGUUCAUUCACUCCAGCACUCUGGGGAAAAGCCCUUCCGUUGUGAGAACUGUGACGAGCGGUUCCAGUACAAAUACCAGCUGCGCUCCCACAUGAGCAUUCACAUCGGACACAAGCAGUUCAUGUGCCAGUGGUGUGGCAAAGACUUCAACAUGAAACAGUAUUUUGAUGAGCACAUGAAGACCCAUACAGGUGGGGAGACCAGUCUUCUUUGUGCACAUUGGUUCACCGGGUCCUCGUCUUAA
This is a messenger RNA of Cololabis saira (Pacific saury), 2085 nucleotides long. It is a transcript of the gene znf652, whose product is annotated as zinc finger protein 652. NCBI's taxonomy places the organism in Eukaryota, Metazoa, Chordata, Actinopteri, Beloniformes, Belonidae. Gene Ontology annotation, biological process: regulation of transcription by RNA polymerase II. The transcript has 6 exons. The coding region runs from base 574 to 2085 and encodes 503 amino acids. Gene Ontology annotation, molecular function: DNA-binding transcription factor activity; RNA polymerase II cis-regulatory region sequence-specific DNA binding. The record is from RefSeq and is a predicted model, not a curated record.